AUGAGUUCUAUCCUAGCCCUUGGAGCAGGCGUCGCCGUAGCAGCAUUUCUCGGCAGAGCAGGGCUGGUAGCACUGCGCCGAUCGCGAGGAGAAGCCGUUGGCGCGCUCGGAAAGGCAUACUACAAGGGUGGAUUCGAGCCCAAGAUGAACAAGAGAGAGGCGUCCCUCAUCCUGCAACUCAGUGAGCGUCAACUCACCAGGGAGCGGAUACGCAAGAACCACCGCACGCUCAUGAUGCUGAACCACCCUGACCGAGGCGGGAGUCCGUAUCUGGCGACGAAAGUCAACGAAGCGAAGGAAUUUCUCGAGAAGAACUCGUAA
Messenger RNA from Drepanopeziza brunnea f. sp. 'multigermtubi' MB_m1, 321 nucleotides. RefSeq lists its product as uncharacterized. Gene Ontology annotation, molecular function: ATPase activator activity. Gene Ontology annotation, cellular component: PAM complex, Tim23 associated import motor. Gene Ontology annotation, biological process: protein import into mitochondrial matrix. The record is from RefSeq and is a predicted model, not a curated record. NCBI's taxonomy places the organism in Eukaryota, Fungi, Ascomycota, Leotiomycetes, Helotiales, Drepanopezizaceae.